GUCCAGAUUACGUUAGGAUAAGUCAUGUGGCGUUCGGUAGUGGUGCUUCUUGCGCUUUCCGCGAGCUGUUCCGGACUAGAGCUCCAGUCCGAGGAAUCGACUCUGUUGAACCACCUCAGCGCGGUUGUUCCCCACGGGAAGCGUCUCAAGCUGAAGGUAGAGAACCUGAACCAUCCGGCCCUACGAUGGCGCUUCAAUGGUCGUCCGGUGUCGGAAAAAUGCGAGGUCGCGAUCGCGCAGUCCUCCAGCACGUUGAGCUGUCCGGAUAUGGACUGGAGCGAUGCCGGACUGUACGAGUACGAGGCGAUCGCGGCGGAUGGGCGACGAGAGAUCGUGCUGGCAGUGGACGUUAAGGUGGCAGAGUGUACGGAGGAGCUGGCUGCGAAGCAGCAGCAACAGCUGUUCCUGAAGAAGGUUCAGGAAGAGUGCUUCUGCUCGGGGAUUACCGACAGGUGUCGGAAGGCGGCGAGUCUGUUUAGGAAUCGGAUCGUGGCGAAUGUCACCGAGUCGGAUAUGGUGGAUUUGAAGAUCUCCAGCGAUACCGUUGAGGAGUCGUGGAGUGAGGACUCCGAGCAGGAAUCGUGGACGUACUAUUCACUGCCGUCGUCGCAGGUUGGGAAUCUGUUGAAAUCGUACGGAGGAUUCUUUGACUUUCCCACGAACGAUGACGGGAUCGACGAGGACGGUCCGGAUGUGAUUUUGAAGGGGAAGUACUAUACACUGGUUCAUCACAACCGUCGCGAGCUGCUGAGUAGUGAGGUUAGUCGGAGUAAGAUUGAGAUGACCGAGGACGACUGGCGUCAGCUGAAUGGUGAAGUCGUUACGAAGUCGGUGUUCAUGACGGUGCUGGGAAACGUGAAGGCUUUCUACGUCAAGUGUCACCAGUUUCGACUAGCGGAACCGCAGCUGAUGGUUUUGGAUAGUGCCGAUUGGGUCGAUCGAGGAUUGGGCGUAGUGAAAACCGUUGAAGAAUGCGAGUGUCGCACGGGUUACAAGGGCAUGUCAUGCGAGAGUUGUUCCAGAGGAUACUACCGUCGGCAUGCCGUAGGUGUUCAGGGAAUCUGCGUGUCGAUCAGGGAAAAGUGGGAAUCACUGAAAGCUUCCCACAGCUUGAAGCACAAGUACGCCUAGUUAGGCCGCACCUUCGCAGAUCAUCGUGGAACCCCCCCAUCAGAUAUUCCUAAUAGCCGUUUAAUGGUAAUAAAUAAACAUAAACAAAUUAGCCCAUCUCGACACGAAA
Culex quinquefasciatus (southern house mosquito) is the source of this 1240-nucleotide messenger RNA. RefSeq names its product basement membrane proteoglycan-like. The coding region runs from base 25 to 1131 and encodes 368 amino acids. NCBI's taxonomy places the organism in Eukaryota, Metazoa, Arthropoda, Insecta, Diptera, Culicidae. The transcript has 2 exons. The record is from RefSeq and is a predicted model, not a curated record.